Messenger RNA from Lodderomyces oxycetoniae, 402 nucleotides. RefSeq names its product peptide-methionine (R)-S-oxide reductase. The transcript has a single exon. Gene Ontology annotation, biological process: protein repair; response to oxidative stress. The record is from RefSeq and is a predicted model, not a curated record. Gene Ontology annotation, molecular function: peptide-methionine (R)-S-oxide reductase activity. Bases 1 to 402 code for a protein of 133 amino acids. Lineage: Eukaryota; Fungi; Ascomycota; Pichiomycetes; Serinales; Debaryomycetaceae.
AUGUCAAGAAGUGAGAGCGAGUGGAGAGCAAUUCUAACGCCUGAGCAAUAUAAAGUUUUAAGACAAAGGGGAACAGAGGCACCGUUUUUAGGGAAAUACACCUAUACAGCAGCUUCAGACCGUGGUGUUUACAGAUGUGCCGCUUGCCUGCAACCGCUCUAUAUGGCAAACACGAAAUUCCAAUCGGAUUGUGGCUGGCCAGCAUUCUACCAAGCAUUACCUGGCGCAUUAAUUGUCAUAACUGAUUUGCGUUAUACGAGCCAUGGAAGGUUAAUGGAAGAAAUAGCUUGCUCUAGCUGUGAUUCUCAUUUAGGUCACAUUUUCAAAGGAGAAGGCUUUAGAACACCUACAAAUGAAAGACAUUGUGUCAAUAGUAUUUGCUUAAGGUUGGAUAAUCAAUAA